This is a messenger RNA of Colletotrichum karsti, 243 nucleotides long. RefSeq lists its product as uncharacterized. The transcript is spliced from 2 exons. The record is from RefSeq and is a predicted model, not a curated record. The coding region runs from base 1 to 243 and encodes 80 amino acids. NCBI's taxonomy places the organism in Eukaryota, Fungi, Ascomycota, Sordariomycetes, Glomerellales, Glomerellaceae.
AUGCAGGGAAGAUCGUGUCUCGAUGCGCUUGACAAAGUCGCGCUGCACACCGUUAACGCUGUUGCUAUCAAUGCUCCAAAUAACGCCGGCGUCGUUGUAGGUGAUCUACCCUCAGGCCACAUGCCCUCCAAGAGUAAACGCGACCCGCCCCCGCGCGUAUCGAAAAAGACCUGGGCAGAGACUCUGGAAGAAGAGAAGGCUGCCAAGGAGAAGGAAUCGCAUAUGGAUGUUAAGGAUUUAUGA